AUGGUUCUGGCAAGUCCAACAUCCUUGAUGCAAUCUGCUUCGUCCUGGGAGCUUAUCUACAAGCAAGGCAAUGCUGGUGUUUAAAAAGCCAUCGUUACUAUUAAAUUUGACAAUAAGAAUAAGAAGACUUCACCUUCGAUGAUGGUUGAAGCUGAUGAGAUUAUUAUACAGAGACAGAUAUUCGAUGGCAAGAGCAAGUACAUCCUCAAUGGAAAGGUAGAAACUGCUGAGAAGAUCAAGAAUAUGUUUAUGUCUGUGCAGUUGAAUGUCAAUAAUCCGCAUUUCCUAAUUAUGUAAGGUCGUAUCACCCAAGUAGUUAACAUGAAGCCUCAGGAAUUGCUAUCAUUGAUAGAGGAAGCCAGUGGAACUAGUCUCUAUGAAAAUAGGAAGCUAGCGUCUCUUAAAACUAUUAGCAAAAAGCAGUCCAAGGUUGACGAGCUAACCAAUAUUCUUAUACAAGAGAUCAACCCACAUCUGGAGAAGUUAAGGAAGGAGAAGGAGUACUACUCUUAGUUUAUGCAAUAUGAAUCAGAGAAAGCCAUACUUUGGAAGCAAAUAGUAGCCUAUGAGUUUUAUGGCAAUGAGAAAUAAUACCUACUGAAAACUAGUGAGAUUAUGAGACUGAGAGCUGAGGGAGAUGAGUUGCUUAAAUUAAUUUAGUCUAGGGAUUAGGAGAUAUAGUUCCUAGAUAACGAGAUACAGCAAUCAAAGAGAAAUGACAUUACACAUAUCAAAGUCUAAUGGGAUACUAUGCAGAAGGAUAUGCUCAGACUCGAGAAAGAUUUGGUAGAUAAGCAGGCAACAGCUAAAAAUGUAGAGAAAACACUUAAAGAUAACGAGAAUGUACAGAAAAAGCUUAACCGUUACAUGGAAGAGCUCAAAAGAAACAUCGAGAAGAAUAAGAAGAGAAGAGAUGAGGUGAUGACAUUAGUACGUAAAUACAGAAGAGAAUAUGACUUGAAGAAGGAAUAGCUCAAGUAAGUUAUUUAAGGGCUAAGGGAUUUGAAUGAGGGCAAAGAUAUAGCAAUAGAUGAGGGAGUCGGAUUAAGAGACCAGAUGAAUGAGACUAAAAAGAACUUAGAUAUCACUCUGACUGAGAUAAAGCAAGUACAGCAGUCAAUAAACAGACUAGACAGAGAGAGGAAGGACCUUACUGAGACUCUAAACAAUUUACAGAGUUCAAAUGAAUAGAUCAAGCAGUAGAUAAACAGAGUCCAGAGUGAACUCAAAAUAAGCUAUGAAAUACUUCAGUCAAAGCAGUACAACUAAAAAGCAGAGUAGGAUAAGAUUCACGAAAAAAAGAAACUCGAGGACCAGUUAAAAAUGAUAAACUCGAAACUUGAUGAACUAACCACUGAAUUCGGGAACAAGAUUGAGCUUAAGUACAAUAUGCCUGUGCCAGAUUUCGAUCAUAGUCUGGUCAAAGGUAGAUUCAUUAAGCUUUUCUCGAUUAAAGAGGAUAGAUAUGCUUUAGCUCUAGAAGCCAUUGCUGGUCAAAGAUUGUAUGCAAUUGUUGUUGAAAACGAUGUUGCCUGCAGUGUGCUCAUGAAGAACAAUGCCUUCUCUAGAUAUAGAGUAGAUUUGAUUCCAAAUAAUAAGAUCAAGUUCAAGGAGGUUUAGAAGGAUGUAGCAGACUAUGUAAAAAAUGUGACAAAGGGCAAAGCCAGAUUUGCAUUAGAACUCAUUAAAUAUAACAUGACAAUCGAAAACUCAGUAAAAUAUGUAUUUGGGGAUGUAAUUAUAUGUGAAGAUUCUACUAUUGCCAAGAAGUUAGCUUUUGAUCCAUAUGUUAGAAUAAAAACUGUAACUCUAGAUGGAGAUAUCUACAACCCUUAAGGACUGUUAGAGGGUGGGUACUACUAACAGUCGAAAGAUGGCUCAUCACUCAAGAAAAUCAAAGAGAUUUAGAGACUUGAAGAGGAGAAAAGAUAUAUUUCAAAUAAGAUAUAGGAUUUGUCAAACGAUCUUUUAACUUUGAAGCAGAAGGCCUUUGAGCAUAUGUAAAAGAAAUCAGAGAUAGAGCUGAAUGAGCAUCAGCUUAAGCUGCUUAAAGAAAGAUUGGAACUCGACUAAAAAGAUGCUGUUUCUAUUAAGCUAAAGAAUACUGAGGAGGAUCUGGAUGAAGGCAGGAAGAAACUAGUGACGUUAGGUGAGUUUGAAUAAAAAUACAGAGAUGAGAAUGAGAGACUCAGAAAUGAGAUCAUUUAAAUGGAAAGUAAAAAGGAUCAGAAGAAGGAGCUAUUGGAGGGCAUGCUUUAAAAUCUCAAGAAUGAAAUUGAAAGAAUCACCCGUGAUCUCAAGAUCAAUCAGAGAGAGGUAGAUAAAUUGGAAUAUGAAGGGGAGGAAAAUGAAAAAGAUAUGAAGAGUUCAAAGGAUUAGAUCCUUAAGGAAUGCGCUGAGAAAGAAAAACUUCUCAUAGAAUAAGAAGACUUGAAGAAGGUGAUAGAUGAUUAUACCAAACUGAAAAACGAUAAGAGAGAGAAAAUGAAGCAGUUGCAACAGGAACAGAUUAAAGCAACCUCUAAGAUCAAGGAAUAAAUUGAAUAGAAGUAAAAAUUAGAUAAACUUAAAGAGCAUAACAACGCUGAAGUCAAGAAGUUAGACAAUAGAAUCACAAAGCUGACCAUCGAGAACAAUGAAAUUGAAUAGAAGCUGAAUACUCUGUAGAAUGAAAAUCCUUGGAUUCUGAAUGAGAAGGAGAUGUUUGGCAAUCCAGACUCAAGUGAGUACAAAUUCGGGCCAGACUUCAACAUGAUUGAGAAGACAAAGAGGUUUUAUAAGCUCAAAGAUGAUACCUUGACCAUGAAAAAGCAUGUGAACAUGCGUGUCGAUCUGAUGGCUGACUAGGCUGAUAAAGACUACACUGAACUUAUUAAGAAGAAGGACAAGCUGAUGGUGGAUAAAGAGAGAAUAGAGAAGACAAUCAAUGAGCUUGACAGUUUGAAGAACGCCACACUAUACUAAACAUACCAAGAAGUGAAUACCAAUUUCAGCAAGAUAUUCAGGACAUUGCUGCCAGGUGCAGAAGCUUUACUCGAGAUUUAGGAUAUUAAUAAUAUUCAAGAGGGAUUGAAGUUGAAGGUAGCUUUUGGCAGAGAUUGGAAAGAGAGUCUGAGUGAGCUCUCUGGUGGGCAAAGGUCUCUUCUUGCUCUUAGCUUUAUUUUGGCAUUGCUUAAGUAUAAGCCUGCACCACUAUAUAUAUUAGAUGAAAUAGAUUCUGCUCUAGAUCUCAGUCACACUCAAAAUGUAGGCAAAAUGAUCAAAGAACACUUCCCUGAGAGCUAGUUUUUGAUAAUUUCACUGAAGGAAGGAUUGUUCAAUCAUGCAAAUGUGCUAUUUAAGGUUGAUUUCAAUGAGGGCAAAUCGAAAAUUACAAGAUUUUAGUAACAAAAAGCAAGUAAAAAGUGA
Molecule: messenger RNA, 3408 nt
Organism: Stylonychia lemnae
Lineage: Eukaryota; Ciliophora; Spirotrichea; Sporadotrichida; Oxytrichidae
Source: the annotation of a GenBank genome assembly